Messenger RNA from Huiozyma naganishii CBS 8797, 2718 nucleotides. It is a transcript of the gene MGM1, whose product is annotated as dynamin-related GTPase MGM1. The record is from RefSeq and is a predicted model, not a curated record. Lineage: Eukaryota; Fungi; Ascomycota; Saccharomycetes; Saccharomycetales; Saccharomycetaceae. The transcript has a single exon. The coding region runs from base 1 to 2718 and encodes 905 amino acids. Gene Ontology annotation, molecular function: GTPase activity; GTP binding; microtubule binding. Gene Ontology annotation, cellular component: cytoplasm; microtubule; membrane.
AUGAACACAAUACAGUGGCCAUUGAGGACGAGAUUACCUUUACAACGAGGCUUUCUUUUAGGCUGCAGAAAUGUUCGGAUGUCGUCGAUGACAGGACAGAGAAAUCUGCUAGUAAGGAACAGACUGCAAUAUCAUUCCUUUAUUAAUCUGCCGAUGAUGCCGUUACAAUUGAUACAGUUUUUCCACUUGUCUUCGCGUGCGAACCUAAACAGUCUUCGACUUUUAAACUCAAGAAGGUUUAUUUCCGUGUUUCCUAAAAUCAUCGGAAAGGUAAUCAAGAUGCCUGUUUAUCUUGGAGGUGGGCUCGCGGCUGCAGGCUCGUAUAUUGCAUUCAAGGUAGAAGAAACUACAGGCUAUGCUGUUGAUCAGUGGAAGCAUGUAAAAAACUUUUCGGAUUCAAUGAAGGAUAAACUGCAAGGUUUGUUUAGCGGGGGAGAGCAUAAUGGCCAAACUGGGGGUGGGAACAGCGGUGGUAAUAGCAAUGGUCUAAAUAACGCUGCACUUCUUGCUGGGUUAACAGAUGAGGAAAAAGAUGAAUUAGAACAGCAGCGGCGCAAAAAGCAAAACUUUGAUGAAGAUAAGGACGAUGAAGAUGAUGAAGAGAACGACAUGGUUGAUAAUACCCAAGACGAGAUGUUGAAUUUGACUAAACAAAUGAUUGAAAUUAGAACGAUAUUGAGCAAAGUGGACUCCACGUCCAGCACCCUCACUUUACCCUCCAUUGUUGUGAUUGGAUCACAAUCAUCUGGUAAAUCAUCUGUUUUGGAGUCCAUAGUAGGCCGAGACUUUUUGCCAAAGGGUUCAAAUAUGGUUACAAGAAGACCGAUUGAAUUGACAUUGGUUAAUACUCCGAACAUCAACGAAACUACUGCUGAUUUCCCAACACAAAGAAUGUAUAAUUUAAAGGACUUUAAGGAAGUCAAGAGGAUACUACUGGAACUAAAUAUGGCGGUCCCAUCCAGUGAGGCAGUUUCGGAAGAACCCAUCCAACUAACCAUCAAGUCAUCGCGCGUACCAGACUUAUCUUUGGUAGAUCUACCGGGAUAUAUACAAAUAGAAGCCGCAGACCAGCCUUUUGAGCUCAAGACCAAAAUCCGUCAGCUUUGCGAAAAGUACUUGGCAACACCGAACAUCAUUUUAGCGAUUUCCGCAGCUGACGUAGAUUUGGCAAACAGCGCAGCUUUGCGCGCAGCUAAACAGGCCGAUCCACAAGGGUUGCGGACCAUUGGUGUCAUAACAAAACUGGACUUAGUAUCUCCUGAAGAGGCCCGGAACAUCUUAAUGAAUAGAAGGUACCCACUAAAAAUGGGUUACGUCGGUGUGAUCACAAAAUCUCCAAACAAAUCACGGGUUGGAUUAUUUGGUGAUGGCUCUUCCGGGACAUCAGGUGGAUUGUUUGGGAAAAGGGAAAUCGCCAAGAUCAAGGAGAACAGCGGUAAUCAGAUGGGCAUAGAGCAAAUAGAAUCCAGUAACUUUGAAAGGUUAUACUUUAGGGAACAUAGGUCAGAGUUCUCGAAUUGUCAAGUCACCACCAAACGCCUACGCGAGAAAUUAAUCAAGAUUUUGGAAAUCUCAAUGUCUAAUGCGUUAGAGCCCACGGAAGCAAUCAUUCAACAGGAACUUGAUGACACAUCUUAUCUUUUCAAGGUCGAAUUUAAUGACAGACAGUUGACCCCGAAGUCUUAUCUACUAAACAACGUGGAUGUCCUGAAGGCCGCCAUAAAAGAGUUUCAGGAAAAGUUCAACAGAGCAGAGCUGAAAUCUAUUUUAAAAGCAGAUUUGGAUCAAAAAGUUUUGGAUUUCUUAGCUAACAGAUAUUGGAAAGAUGAGAAUCUUGAAGCCUUGUCUUUCAAAAUAAAGAACGAGGACGAAAUGCUCUACUGGCACAGAAAGUUGGAAUUAGCGUCAUCAAGUUUAACGAAGCUGGGAAUUGGUCGGCUAUCCACGCAACUAGUAACAAACUCCAUACUCAAGGAGUUAGAAAACAUUUUGGACACCACAUCAUUGAAAAAUCAUGACUUAAUAAAAGAUCUUGUUAACAAUACCGCUGUUAACGUUCUUAACACGAAGUACUACUCUACGGCAGAUCAAGUCGAAAACUGCAUAAAACCGUUCAAAUACGAGAUUGAUCUGGAAGAUCGGGACUGGAAUUUGGCAAAAGACCACUCCAUUUUAUUAUUGAGAGAAGAACUAGCACAGUGCCAACAGAGGUAUGAGACAAUUCAGAAUUCCGUUGGAAAGAAAAACCUGAAGAGGGUAAUGUUGUACUUGGAGGAGAAUAAUGCAGGCAGGGAAACGUUGGGCAUGUCCAAAAUGAUGUUAGAGCGUGGCUCGGAAGCUUUGUUUCUGGGUAAACGUUCCAAAACCCUGAAAUUUAGGUUGAACAUGUUGAAGAAUAGAUGCUACUCCACAACCGAUAAAGAUCGUUGUCCAGAGGUCUUUUUAAAUGCGGUGAGUGAAAAAUUAACCUCUACAGCAGUGCUGUUCUUGAAUGUCGAAUUGUUGAGUGACUUUUUCUACAACUUCCCAAUAGAACUUGAUAAGAGAUUGAGUCUACUGAGUGAAGAGCAGGUUGAACUUUUUGCAAAAGAGGAUCCUAAAAUCUCAAGACAUAUCGAGUUGCAAAAACGGAAGGAAUUACUUGAACUAGCUUUGGAAAAGAUCGAUUCCAUUUUAAUGUUCAAGAAAAGUUACAAAGGUUCGAUCAACAAAGUUUGA